Molecule: messenger RNA, 1457 nt
Organism: Corticium candelabrum
Lineage: Eukaryota; Metazoa; Porifera; Homoscleromorpha; Homosclerophorida; Plakinidae
Exons: 6
Coding region: 67-1281 (404 amino acids)
Source: RefSeq, a predicted model, not a curated record
UGUGUUGCUGUUAGAGGAGUUGACGUAGAUAACAAGAGAGGGCUGUACACGGUGUCAACCUCAACAAUGAGAAAGCUUUCUAUCGUUUUCUUUGCUACCGUUUCUCUUUACCAGGCUUUUGGAGGUAACAUCCUUUGGAAGGAAUGGGAUUUUUCAAGCUCGUCUGAUUGGCAAAAAUUUGAGGCUGAUGUGGUCAUCAGUACACAUAUUGAUGCUAAUUGUACACAGAAGGAGAAUGCGUUUGCAGAGCUAGACUAUUGCGAUUGUGAUUCGAUAUCGUCGCUCAUCAUGAUUGAUCCAACCAAGACCUAUGAAUUUUCCAUUUAUAUCUAUUCAUGGGGAAGACUUAUGAGGAACUACUUUGGCUUCUUUGUUUAUGACAACAACGAGAUUAAAAUAGAGGGUAGAUGGAGUAGACCAUAUUUCAGAAACUCGUAUGAUUCUCGUGAUAAUCAGACGUGGAGGAAAUGGAGAGCAUAUAUUCUUCCUCAUGACCUUCCAGACACGGACGGUGAUGGUCAACCUGAUACCCAAAACCACAUGACUAAUGGAAAAGACUGGAUAUGGCCAACUAAUGCUAGUUAUGUUGCUUUACGAUUUGGAUCCUGUCAUUACGGCACUGGACGUCUUGUGCCAAAUCGAGGACGCAGGCACGACACAGAUCCCGCAGGAGUGACGACGUUUUGGCGUCCCAGAGUUCGAGAAAUUGAACAACCAUUGUCGAUUCUGUUUUCUGAUCGCCGUCAUCCAAAUGUGAGGAUGUUUAGCAUAAUAACAUAUCAAGAUUGGUCAAGGAGGGCAGAUUACAGUGGGAUGGCAUUUGUAAACGGUAGACACACUCAUAUAGCAAGAGUCACAGAGCACUACCGACAUUGUUACUAUCCGUGGGGCAUUACACGUCGAUUUCCGAUUGAUCCCAACAAUACAUAUGAAUUCAGUAUCUGGUUGCUGAGUACAGGCAAAGAUCUAAACAACUUCCUUGGCUUUCAAGUCUAUGACGUGGCAUUCAAUAUUCUUAAUGUCAACGGCACAGACAAACCAUACUUUAAAAGAACCGAAAAUGAUACAAAAACCUGGACACGAUGGAAUGGAUUUGUAGUUCCAGCCAUAACUGAUCCUCACAACAUUCCCUCUUAUUACCGCAACGGAGUAAGCUGGCAAUGGCCAUCUAAUUCUAAGUAUGCCCGGCUGAGGUUCGGCAGUUGCUAUGGAGAUGGAGACAACGCAGGAAAGACUUACUUUGCUUAUCCGCAAAUAGUAGACUUUGAUCUACAGCCAUAAACAAGAAUAGUCAGACGUCCAUCAUGUUCUUCGGUCUUUCUCUAGAGUAAACGUAAACCGUUUCGUUGGUGUUUGUAGUCUGUGCCAUGAUGGAACAGUAAAAGCUGGCACAAUUAGCUUUUGUAGUAUGUACCAUGACUUUGCUAUUGUUAUCAGUUUCUUUGCAACAGCACAAA